GACUUGCCUUUUCAGAAAACACAAACCAUUUGAUUAUAGACAAAACAAGCAACCACUAGUUUGCACUAGUACCAACUAAUACGGACUACAGCUGAGCACCAAACCUGGGAUUGUGUCUCCUUUUGCCUCCUCGAAUCUCACGGUAACAAUGGCAAGGGUACUCGGUGUUGGAACUGGACUCUUCCUGCUAGCUGUGAUCAUUGUGCUGGCUCUGUUCCUGUGCAUUGCCUUUACAAAGGCUGGUGGAGCUCUUAAGAAUGUGGCAGUUGCUGUUGUUGCACUUGCUGUAAUUACAACAGUAAUUCUGGUCGCCCUGCCGCGCCAGCCUGAAACUGCAGCAGACCAACAAGUAACAGUCAUAACAGAUGACAUGGUGAUUCCAAGAACAGUGCUGUUAUCAUUCAUGGUCAUCUUCACUCUCCUGUCCCUGGCAUUUCUUGUUGUCUUUGAUUACGUGGAGCCCAUCUAUGCCAAGCCUAUCAGGACUAGAUAACAGUGCUGAAAAACUAAAGCACUUAUUUGUUCUGUAUGUACUUUCAAAGUAUACCCCAACUGUUCACACACAAGUAAAUGUACCUCGAAAUUUGUUGUUCAGAGAGUUGAAUGAAUGUUUUGAUACUUAUGAUAACAGCAUAAGAUAGGAGUUUUUAGAUGGCAACCAUGGUUGUAGCCAACGUUUUGCUAUGUGAUGUGUUAUAACAGUCAAAGGUCAAAGUUUAGUCAGAUACCAUACUGUAUAUACAAGAAUGUUUAGCAAUACAUGUUCUUGUAGUGUUUUGUGGGACAAGUUUUUUUAGACAUGAAUAUAAUGUUAUGAAACUUUGAAAUGGAAAAUGUAAGAAUUGUCUAUAUAGAAUUUGUAUAGCCUGACUAAAUUGCACUUAUAGCAGCCCUUCCAAUAUCUGUCAGCCUCUUGCUGGGAGGGGCCAGUGACAGCUCCGGACAGUGCAGUUUGUAUUGAUUUGUACAUAAUGUAUAUGAAGUAUUUCUGAAAAUGUUGACGUAUUUAGUUAUUUUCUAAAAUAACGAAAAAAUGUGUAAAAUUACAGUUUUUACUUUUUACAUGUGAUUUUUGUGUUAACAAAGCUGUGUGCAAAAUAUAAUGGACUUCAGAGUAAUUGUAUGUUACUUUUGAUAACAGGUAUAUCCUAUUAAAACUAGCAUUGCAUCUGAAA
This is a messenger RNA of Branchiostoma floridae (Florida lancelet), 1175 nucleotides long. Its product is annotated as transmembrane protein 218-like. Lineage: Eukaryota; Metazoa; Chordata; Leptocardii; Amphioxiformes; Branchiostomatidae. Bases 149 to 493 code for a protein of 114 amino acids. The record is from RefSeq and is a predicted model, not a curated record. The transcript is spliced from 3 exons.